Molecule: messenger RNA, 617 nt
Organism: Cuscuta campestris
Lineage: Eukaryota; Viridiplantae; Streptophyta; Magnoliopsida; Solanales; Convolvulaceae
Source: the annotation of a GenBank genome assembly
CCCUACCCUUCGGUGAUCAUCCCCACGUGGUAGAUGAGCCGACGAACGCCUUAGUCUUCCCGAAGGAGCUAAAAAAAUGUGGGUGGUAACUGAAAGCCUAGUUACCAUGUACGUACACAAGCCCUCCUGAUGAAACCCGUUAGAUCUCGAAGGCUCCUGGACGGGCCCGCGGAAGAGGAGUGGGGGGUUACACUAGACUUACGUCUCUCUUCCUUUCCCGAGCGUUACAUCCGUCUCCUCUCUGCUCUGCCUGCCCGUCGCCGUCUACCACCAGACGCGACGCCGCCAGGAGCUCAGCCAGGUCGUCGGCCGUCGUCUGACUUCCCUCUUCCCUGUCGCGCAGCUGCUCUGGCCGCACCAGAGAGUUUCAGCGGCAAACCCUUCUCCUCCAACUCGAAUUUCAAUUUCUUCUAAUUUGAGGGAUAUGGAUCAUGAGGGCCAGCCUGGAAGACAUUGAUAUGUGUCGUAGUGGAUGACGUCACCAUAUUAAUUAUGAACAUCUAAUUAUUGCGUUAUUAUUUAUUUGAUUUAAACAUCCAUUGUAGAACGUUAUUUUGAGACUUCCGCACUUGAUAGACUUUACUCUGACCUUUUCGUAAUUAACUGGGUGUUUGGAU